Melozone crissalis (California towhee) is the source of this 3595-nucleotide messenger RNA. It is a transcript of the gene LANCL2, whose product is annotated as LanC like glutathione S-transferase 2. The transcript is spliced from 9 exons. Gene Ontology annotation, cellular component: plasma membrane. The record is from RefSeq and is a predicted model, not a curated record. NCBI's taxonomy places the organism in Eukaryota, Metazoa, Chordata, Aves, Passeriformes, Passerellidae. Gene Ontology annotation, biological process: carbohydrate metabolic process; peptide modification. Bases 378 to 1748 code for a protein of 456 amino acids.
CGCGGCCCCGGCCGCGCUCUGCCCCUGUACAGGCUGUGAUGGCCCCGCGCUCGCCGCUCCCCCGCCUCGGGUGACAGGCACGCCGAGCAGAGCCGCGGCCUCGCAGCUUUCCCUUUCGCCUGCCAAAGUUGGGCUUCGGUGGCUCGGGGUCGGGGCGGCGGCGCCUCCGCCCUGGAGCGGCCCCGAUGGGCCCGCGGCCGCAGACCCUGUCACCGCAGCCGCCCUCCUGAGGCAGCCCGGCGGCACGGCCGCUGUAGCCGGGGGCAGCUGUAGCCGGGGGCGGCCGCGGCGCUCGCGUUGCUGCAAAGCCGCUCUGCGGGGCGGAGUGUGUCCCCGCCGGCUCGCCGUGCGGGGAGGCGGGCCGGGGGCCGGCUGAGAUGGGAGAGAGCAUGUCCAAGAGGCUGAAGCUGCAGCUGGGCGGUGAAGCGGAGAUGGAGGAGCGGGCUUUCGCCAACCCCUACCCCGACUACCCGCCCCAGGGAGCCGUGGCAGCCCCCAGCGCGGCGGACGCUCACCGGGACAGGGCGCUGCAGCCGCCGGCGGAGGAGGACUCCCUCCCCUUCGGCGCCGAUGGGAAGGUCAAUGCUCGGUUCUCAAAACGGAUCCAGGCAAAAAUCAAGGACCUUCUGCAGCAAAUGGAGGAAGGGCUGAAGACAGCAGAUCCACAUGACUGCUCUGCCUAUACUGGCUGGACUGGUAUUGCCCUCUUAUAUCUGCAACUGUACCGCGUCACAAAAAACCAGAGCCACUUGCAGCGAUCUCUCGAUUACGUGAAGAGAAUCCUUCGCAAUCUGAACGGCAGAAGAGUUACUUUCCUCUGUGGUGAUGCUGGGCCAUUGGCAGUGGGUGCAGUGGUUUACCACAAGCUGAAAAACAGCAGUGAAUCUCAAGAUUGUGUUGCCAAGUUGUUGCAGCUCCAGAGGACAGUCAUCAGCACAGAUUCUGAACUUCCAGAUGAGCUGCUCUAUGGCAGAGCAGGUUACCUGUAUGCCUUGCUGUACCUGAACACUGAAAUCGGUCCAGACACUGUCCCACAGUCUGUUAUCAAAGAGGUAAUAGAUGCUAUUAUUGAGUCGGGGAAGAACUUCUCCAAGGAGGAGCGGAAGACAGAGCGCUGUCCUCUGCUGUACCAGUGGCACAGGAAGCAGUAUGUUGGAGCAGCCCAUGGAGUGGCUGGCAUCUAUUACAUGCUCAUGCAGCCAAUUGCAAAUGUGGACCAGGAGACCCUGACAGAGCUGGUGAAGCCAAGCAUUGACUACGUGCGUCAUAAAAAAUUCCGAUCUGGGAAUUACCCAUCAUCGCUGAGCAAUGAGACUGACAGGCUGGUUCACUGGUGCCAUGGUGCCCCUGGAGUCAUCCACAUGCUCAUGCAGGCUUAUAAGACUUUUAAAGAGGAUAAAUACCUGAAAGAUGCUAUGGAUUGCAGUGAUGUCAUCUGGCAGAGAGGUUUAUUGAGAAAAGGGUAUGGGAUCUGCCAUGGUACUGCUGGCAAUGGCUACUCCUUCUUGUCUCUCUAUAACCUAACUCAGGACAGAAAGUACCUCUACCGAGCUUGCAAGUUUGCUGAAUGGUGUUUAGAGUAUGGUGCACAUGGAUGUCGUAUUCCUGACCGACCUUAUUCCCUCUUUGAAGGCAUGGCUGGAGCUAUUCACUUCCUCUCAGACAUUUCAGUACCGGAGACUUCCCAGUUUCCAGCGUUUGAACUUAGACCUCAAAGGAGAGAAAACAAAGUGGAACAGGACAGCUAAAACCAUCAUUUUGAAAGGAAACUGAUGCCAAAAGAGAUGAGACUGUUUCGUGCCUCUGAUAGUGAACGAACUUGACGCUGAACCGACAGAUGGAUAAAGCCCUUUUCUCACCCCUUCUGCCCCAAAGGACCAUGAAGUCUUUAGAGCAUGAACAGGAGAAGCCACACCUAAAUUCUGUUAAAGUGACACCUUCAGAUGUAGGACCAGAGAAGUCAAGUUUUGAACUUUCUCUUUUCUGUUGUAUUUGUCUCUUCAGGUCUUUGCCAUGCUCUGCACGUUUAUUGGUGUUGUGUGUUGAUCCGAGUCCUUUGUUGUUAGCCACAAGCUGGUCUCCGUGUGAAUCUCUGUCCUGUACCUCCGUGCAUGACUCACAAGAGCAGUGUUGCUUUCUGCAGCGUGCUUACCGCAGGGAGAGCUCGCUGCAGGACGGUGCCCAGCUUCACUGGUGUGCUGGCAGCUCUACAGAGAGGUGAAAAUGUUUCUGUGUUCAUUUUUUUCUGCCUUUUUCUCCACAGUCCUUACAAGCUAAGCUGGUGGAGAUCAGCCUGUUUUGUUGAAGAGGCGUGAGGCCGUUUUUGUUUUCAGAAAGUUAGCAGGUUGGAAGGGAUCUGAUUUGUCUUUUGCUGCUGUUGUGGGAGGCUGCUUCUGUUGUUCCCUGUGAUAGCUGCAGCUGGUUAGUGUGUUAGGUGCUUAUAGCAGGGUGGAGAUGCUCCUUCCCACCGCUGCAAAGCCCAUCCCAUGCCUUGAGCUUAAGCUGCAGGUGGAGUCACUCGGACUGACCUCCCUCUGCCACCAACAGCAGAGCCUGAACAGCAGAACUGCUUCUCCUUUCCUAGACCUCGAUUUGGAAUAAACCUCUCCUGCAGCAUCUCAUAUACACAUGAGCAAGGGAGGCUGCCAGGGCAAGCCUCCCAUGCAGGUAGCUCAGGAUGGUUGUUACUUUGGAACCAAAGUGGUGAUUUGUUCUGGCCCUCCCCUCCCAUGCAGUAGUACAGGAGUGAUAAGUACCAGCUGCUUUUGGAAGCUGCAGAGAUUAUUGAGCAAUAUGAAGCCAUUGCUAGUGGCUGUAAUUGAAGUAUAAUUCAUCUUCAAAUCCACACAGUAAAAGCUCUUUUCCCAUAGUCUUAACUGCUGCUAGUGCUUUGCUUCCCCUUGUAGUGUGGUGGGGUUGUGAAGUACUAGACCUGCCUCCAGGUGCUCCUGAGUAUCAGGCCAUUGGUUUGGGAGAAGUGGGACAUACUUUGAGUGCUCUCAGAGCAGGCUUAUGUGUCAGGUAGUACCUGAAGUGUAGUGCACUCCCAGUCACUCAGGCUCUGUGGUCAUCCUCCCCCAGGUCUCCUGUGCUGUCUCAGUCCAGGUGCUGAUUUUAAUUGGUAUCUUCUGUCAGGUGUAAGUGUGACAGAUGGCACAGUUUGACCUUUUGGGCACACAUCAGGAUAUGUGUGACCUGUGGGCCACCUGCUGAGUGCCAGUGUCUGUGGUUGGGCUUGGAGAUGCACUAUUGCUCCUGCAUAAAUCAGACUUGAUUUGUCACCUGGCAGGUGACUUCCUAGAGCACAUUCCAGUGCCCGUUGCCACAUCCCUUGCAAUGUUAAUAAUUUCUCCAUUCAGUUCUGCUGGACAGCAGCAGCAAUGUAAGUGCACAAACAGCUUACCAUCACAGUGUAGCAGCUUCUCUGCUGGUUUGUCAGGGAGGAUUAAAACAUGGGAGCAGCAGAAGAGACUUCUCCACCCCUCUGGCAAAGGCAGAAGGUGAGAUGGGAGCAACAAACCCAGCUGCAUCUCUAUAGCCAGAGACUGGGGAAAAUGCUGAAAGGCAGUGGGAGUGGGGAAUGCUGCAUGGCAAG